ACGGUUUCGGGCAGGCCGUACCACCGCCGGUCGAUACGCGAGGGGAAACUAUCCCCCUUUCCCCUCGGGCGAGAGCGAAUGAAAGAACCGUACAACUUCACGGACUCCACUGAUUCUCUCCUGAGCCGCCGCGCCUCCCGCAACGCUUCAGAAGCGAAGCAAAGGCCGUAUUAAUUAACAGAGCCACCCCUUCGCGGGAAGAGCAUGGUUCGCUCCGGGCCCGCGGGUGCUCCAGCCCGCCGCCUCUGAGGGAAGGUGGGUGCCGCCAUUUUGUCGGCGCGAGAAGGGACCCGGAGGCCUCGCUUUCCCCGAGCCUUGGUAGGGCGCCCGCCGCCGCCCCCCCUUGCUCUCGGGCCUCACACCGUCGUUACCACACGGCAGAUAUGUCGGAGUACAUCCGGGUUACUGAGGAUGAGAACGAAGAACCCAUUGAGAUCCCCUCAGAGGAUGAUGGGACAGUGUUGCUGUCGACAGUCACUGCUCAGUUCCCCGGGGCUUGUGGCCUGCGCUACAGAAACCCCGUGUCUCAGUGUAUGAGAGGAGUCCGAUUAGUGGAAGGAAUUCUGCACGCACCAGAUAAUGGCUGGGGAAAUCUGGUUUAUGUUGUUAACUAUCCCAAAGACAAUAAGCGUAAAAUGGAUGAAACAGAUGCUUCAUCAGCUGUGAAAGUGAAGCGAGCAGUGCAGAAAACCUCUGAUCUCAUCGUUUUGGGACUGCCAUGGAAAACAACUGAACAAGAUCUAAAGGAAUAUUUCAGCACGUUUGGAGAGGUUCUCAUGGUGCAGGUUAAGAAGGACAUCAAAACUGGCCACUCAAAGGGGUUUGGGUUUGUACGAUUUACAGACUAUGAAACCCAGGUGAAAGUCAUGUCUCAGCGACACAUGAUAGAUGGAAGAUGGUGUGACUGCAAACUUCCAAACUCUAAGCAAAGUCCAGAUGAACCUUUGCGUAGCAGGAAAGUGUUUGUUGGGCGUUGCACUGAAGACAUGACUGCAGAGGAGCUUCGUCAGUUUUUUUCACAAUACGGAGAAGUGGUUGAUGUCUUCAUCCCCAAACCGUUCAGAGCUUUUGCCUUUGUCACGUUUGCUGAUGAUCAGGUUGCCCAGUCCCUUUGUGGCGAGGACUUGAUCAUAAAAGGAAUCAGCGUCCAUAUAUCCAAUGCUGAACCUAAGCAUAAUAGCAGUAGACAACUAGAAAGAGGUGGAAGAUUUGGUGAAUGCAAUGUUGGUGUCGGCUUCUUUUCCUUUUAACACUGUCUCCCCUCCUCAUACUAAAGUACGGUAUGAAGACCUCAUUUAAUCCUUGCAGUUCAUCUCAUUUCAAAUGUCUAUGGAAGAAGCACUUCAUUGAAAGCAGUGCAGUUUAAAAAAAAAAUCUGCCUUAGGAAAUACUUCUGUCUCCAUGCUUUCCUCAUCCAAGACUCCCAUCACACUGCACAUGCUUCGUCUUAAGACGGUGGGUGUUCCAUUUUUAUCCGCUACUCUUUUAUUUCAUGGAGUCGUAUUCAACGCUAUGAACGCAAGGCUGUGAGAUGGAACCGGAAGGCUUGUUUGAACUCUUGAAAACCUUGUGUGGUAUUGGAUUGGUGGUGCCGAGGCAUGUGAGGGCUUGGUAUGUGCGAGAAAAAGGAGGAGGCGCAUGCAGAGAGAGACCUGGUGGUGCUUAAUGGGAUUUUUAAAAAAAUAAUAAAUUUCUUGGCGCGAUGUCCCUCGAUCCUGUGGCUUUGGUGAGAGAGUGUGCGGAGAGCAUUGGGAGCGGACGUACGAGUGUUUUUUUUUUCUGGCAUUCAAAGGACAUCCCAGUCUGGAAGAACUUAAAUGGGGGGCUUUUUACCUAGUUAACCAAUUAUUUGAAUGUGUUAAGUGAAAUGAAUAUCUGUAUUUUUUUUCCCUCCGUUGUCAACUCUGCUGUGAAUGCUGUAUGGUGUGUGUUCUUUUCUGUUAAUGAUUCUGUAAGUGUGGUAAUGUGAACUGAAGGUGGAGUUUUGGUGGGAACACCCAGCUUGGGGUGCGUUUUGUGGAAAGUUGGCUUUUUUUUUGUAGCAAAACUCAGUCCCAAGCUCGGAGGUUCCCUUGGGUGGAAGUUUUCUCUGCCUGUAAGAUAUCCAUAUGAAUGCUGUUUGCUGCAGUUCUGUGUUUGGAUGCUUUUUAUAAGAUUUGUCAAUGUAGGAAAUUCUUAAAUAAAACUGAUUUAAGUAAUAUGUGUGUGUGUUUGACAGCACCCCUCCCCCCAAGUGUAUAGCCAUUAAUUUAAGUUGAGGUAGCUGUAAAAUGUCUGCUAUUUAUGUCUUACCUUUCACUGAUGUAAUCGAUACCAGUAACACAACUGCAGUUCCGUCUUUGUAGCAUUUAGUAAUAUACAUAUCUGAAAUUGUGCUUUACCAAAUGAGAUAGCCUUCCCUUGGUGAGUGAGUUCUCUCCCACUAGAGAGUGUUGUAGGCAAGAGCCAAAAUUGCAUUUAAGCAUAAACAGUAUUGCUCCUGUCAAGUGCAUUCUACUUAGAUGCUGAGCUGGUGGUAGUGUUAAUUGCCCUUUGCUGGAGUGAGUACAGAGAAUAGCUUGCCCAUAUGUUAACACCCUCCAGAAUGCAAGUUGGCAGAGCACUUGUGACUCAGCUUGAAGAAAGGUUUGACUGUCUGAAGGAAGAGGGGUGGACUUAGCAGUCCUAAAGACUUGUUGCAUAAGUUAACAGCAUCUUUGUGAUCCCAUUAUUAUAUCUGAUGCAAAUCUACAACUUUCACCUGGCAGAUUUUGGAAAUAGGCAACCAACCCACUAAACACAC
Gekko japonicus is the source of this 2782-nucleotide messenger RNA. RefSeq names its product TAR DNA binding protein (gene TARDBP). The record is from RefSeq and is a predicted model, not a curated record. Gene Ontology annotation, cellular component: nucleoplasm. The transcript has 7 exons. Gene Ontology annotation, biological process: regulation of gene expression. Gene Ontology annotation, molecular function: RNA binding. NCBI's taxonomy places the organism in Eukaryota, Metazoa, Chordata, Lepidosauria, Squamata, Gekkonidae. Bases 384 to 1250 code for a protein of 288 amino acids.